UUUUGUUCCAGUGUAAUUUCCCACUAUAACAUACUCUCUCCCAUCUCUCUCUCUCUCCUCCCUGUCUUUCUCUCUCUAGAUCUCUCCAUCACCUCUACCUUUUGCUUCUCCGGUGGUUUCAAACCUCUCACCGGCGGUGACUCAACCGAAUCUAAUCCCUAACAGAUCACAACCGCAUCUGAUCCGUCGUCGUUUUGAUCUCUCCCUCCGUCACCAUGGCGGCCGCUAACGCUCCGAUAACUAUGAAGGAAGCACUUACGUUGCCGAGCAUAGGGAUCAGUCCGCAGUUUAUUACGUUCACAAAUGUAACGAUGGAGUCGGAUAAGUUUAUAUGUGUUCGCGAAACGUCUCCUCAGAAUAGCGUUGUGAUCAUUGACAUGAGCAUGCCAAUGCAGCCGCUAAGGAGGCCAAUUACGGCUGACUCGGCUCUUAUGAAUCCGAUUUCGAAGAUUCUGGCUUUGAAAGCUCAACUUCCUGGGACAACUCAAGAUCACCUGCAGAUAUUUAAUAUUGAGAUGAAAGCAAAAAUGAAGUCACAUCAGAUGCCUGAGCAGGUAGUCUUUUGGAAGUGGAUUACACCUAAGAUGUUGGGCAUGGUAACCCAGACCUCAGUAUAUCAUUGGUCCAUUGAAGGUGAUUCUGAACCUGUGAAGAUGUUUGAUAGAACAGCCAAUCUAUCAAAUAAUCAGAUAAUUAAUUACAAAUGUGAUCCAUCUGAGAAAUGGCUGGUGUUGAUUGGAAUUGCCCCUGGCUCACCUGAGAGACCUCAGUUAGUCAAAGGAAAUAUGCAACUAUAUUCUGUUGAUCAGCAGCGAAGUCAAGCUCUUGAAGCACAUGCAGCAUCUUUUGCCAGCUUGAAAGUUCCAGGCAAUGAGAACCCUUCAAUUCUCAUUUCUUUUGCAACAAAAAGUUCUAAUGCUGGACAGGUUACUUCAAAGCUGCAUGUUAUUGAGCUUGGCGCCCAACCAGGGAAGGCCUCAUUCACUAAGAAACAAGCAGACCUCUUUUUUCCUCCUGACUUUGCAGAUGAUUUUCCUGUGGCCAUGCAGAUAUCCAACAAAUAUGGUUUGAUCUAUGUCAUCACCAAGCUGGGUCUCUUAUUUGUGUAUGAUCUUGAAACCGCCACUGCGGUUUAUAGAAACAGAAUAAGCCCAGAUCCCAUUUUCCUGACAUCUGAAGCUUCAUCAGUUGGGGGCUUCUAUGCAGUAAAUAGACGUGGACAGGUGUUACUUGCUACUGUGAAUGAAUCCACAAUUGUUCCAUUUGUUAGUGGGCAGUUAAACAACCUGGAGCUUGCUGUCAAUCUUGCCAAACGUGGAAACCUACCUGGUGCAGAGAAUUUGGUUGUUCAGCGUUUCCAAGAAUUGUUUGCUCAAACCAAAUACAAAGAAGCUGCUGAACUGGCUGCUGAAUCUCCUCAAGGCAUUCUCCGUACACCGGAUACAGUUGCAAAAUUUCAGAGUGUACCUGUGCAAGCUGGACAAACACCACCAUUACUGCAGUACUUUGGGACCUUACUGACAAAAGGAAAACUAAAUGCGUUUGAAUCUUUGGAACUAUCACGAUUAGUCGUCAAUCAAAACAAAAAGAAUCUUCUAGAAAAUUGGUUAGCUGAAGACAAGCUGGAAUGUAGUGAGGAACUCGGAGACCUUGUGAAGACAGUGGAUAAUGAUCUUGCUUUGAAAAUAUACAUUAAAGCGAGAGCGACCCCAAAAGUUGUUGCAGCUUUUGCUGAGAGAAGGGAGUUUGACAAAAUUCUCAUUUACUCCAAGCAGGUUGGAUAUUCACCUGAUUAUUUGUUCCUUCUGCAAACAAUUCUUCGCACGGACCCGCAGGGAGCUGUUAAUUUUGCUUUAAUGAUGUCCCAAAUGGAAGGAGGUUGCCCUGUUGAUUACAACACCAUUACAGAUCUUUUCCUUCAGAGGAACUUGAUACGAGAGGCGACAGCUUUCCUCUUGGAUGUUUUGAAGCCCAACUUGCCAGAACAUGCUCACCUACAAACUAAGGUCCUUGAAAUCAACCUUGUAACAUUCCCUAAUGUUGCUGAUGCCAUAUUAGCUAAUGGUAUGUUCAGUCACUAUGAUCGUCCUCGAAUUGCUCAACUAUGUGAGAAAGCCGGUCUUUAUGUCCGCGCCCUUCAGCAUUAUAGUGAACUACCAGAUAUCAAACGUGUUAUUGUGAAUACUCAUGCAAUAGAGCCACAGUCUCUUGUAGAAUUUUUCGGAACUUUAUCAAAAGAAUGGGCGCUUGAGUGCAUGAAGGAUCUUUUACUGGUCAAUUUGAGAGGAAACCUUCAGAUAAUUGUUCAGGUUGCAAAAGAAUAUUGUGAGCAACUUGGUGUUGAAGCAUGUAUUAAACUUUUUGAACAAUUCAAAUCAUAUGAAGGCCUCUACUUCUUUCUGGGAUCGUAUUUGAGUUCCAGUGAGGAUCCUGACAUACACUUCAAGUACAUCGAGGCUGCUGCAAAAACUGGUCAAAUUAAGGAGGUAGAACGUGUCACUAGGGAGUCAAAUUUCUAUGAUGCUGAAAAGACCAAAAACUUUUUAAUGGAAGCCAAGCUUCCUGAUGCAAGACCAUUGAUCAAUGUCUGUGAUCGGUUUGGCUUUGUUCCAGAUCUCACUCACUACCUCUAUACCAACAACAUGCUUCGGUAUAUUGAAGGUUAUGUUCAAAAGGUCAACCCUGGGAAUGCUCCACAAGUUGUUGGACAGCUUCUAGAUGAUGAGUGCCCUGAAGAUUUCAUCAAAGGUUUGAUUUUGUCAGUUCGUUCUCUGCUUCCAGUUGAGCCGCUUGUAGAUGAGUGUGAAAAGAGGAACCGACUUAGGUUAUUAACUCAAUUUUUGGAGCAUUUGGUGAGUGAAGGAAGCCAAGAUGUACAUGUUCAUAAUGCUUUGGGUAAGAUUAUCAUUGAUAGCAAUAACAACCCGGAGCACUUCCUUACCACAAACCCAUAUUAUGAUUCCCGUGUUGUGGGGAAAUACUGUGAGAAGCGUGAUCCUACGCUCGCUGUCGUUGCUUAUCGCAGAGGCCAAUGUGAUGAUGAACUCAUUAAUGUCACAAGCAAAAACUCCCUAUUCAAACUGCAAGCAAGGUAUGUUGUGGAGAGGAUGGAUGGCGAUCUUUGGGAGAAGGUUCUUAACCCGGAGAAUGAAUACAGAAGGCAACUAAUUGAUCAGGUUGUUUCUACUGCUUUGCCUGAGAGCAAGAGCCCUGAGCAGGUUUCCGCUGCUGUUAAAGCUUUCAUGACUGCUGAUCUUCCUCAUGAACUAAUCGAGCUUCUCGAGAAAAUUGUCCUCCAAAACUCUGCUUUCAGUGGGAAUUUCAAUCUACAAAACCUGCUUAUUUUGACAGCCAUUAAAGCAGACCCAUCACGAGUUAUGGACUACGUUAAUAGGUUAGAUAACUUUGACGGACCUGCGGUUGGUGAGGUGGCCGUAGAAGCACAGCUUUACGAAGAAGCAUUUGCGAUAUUCAAGAAAUUCAACUUAAAUGUUCAAGCAGUCGAUGUUCUGUUGGAUAAUAUUCAAAGUAUUCCACGGGCUGUUGAGUUUGCAUACCGUGUUGAAGAAGACGCGGUAUGGAGCCAGGUGGCAAAAGCACAGCUCAAGGAGGGAUUGGUUAGUGAUGCAAUUGAGUCGUUCAUUCGUGCUGAUGACGCUACUCAAUUCUUGGAUGUUAUUCGUGCUUCUGAAGACACAGAUUGCUACCAUGAUUUGGUUAAGUAUCUUUUGAUGGUUAGAAACAAGAUCAAGGAGCCAAAGGUAGACAGUGAGCUCAUCUACGCAUACGCAAAGAUUGACAGGUUGAGUGAUAUUGAGGAAUUUAUCCUCAUGCCAAAUGUUGCAAAUCUUCAUAAUGUUGGCGAUCGUUUGUUUGAUGAAGAGUUGUAUGAAGCCGCUAAGAUAAUAUAUGCUUUUAUCUCCAACUGGGCUAAGCUUGCUGUUACACUUGUGAGGCUACAACAGUUUCAAGGUGCCGUCGACGCUGCUCGUAAAGCAAAUAGUGCAAAGACAUGGAAAGAAGUUUGCUUUGCUUGUGUUGAUGCCGAGGAGUUCCGAUUGGCUCAGAUUUGCGGGCUCAAUAUCAUUGUGCAGGUGGAUGAUCUGGAAGAGGUGAGUGAAUACUACCAAAACAGAGGAUGCUUCAAUGAGCUUAUAUCUCUCAUGGAGAGUGGUUUAGGGUUGGAACGGGCCCACAUGGGCAUUUUCACCGAGUUGGGUGUCUUAUAUGCCCGAUACCGUCACGAGAAGUUAAUGGAGCAUAUAAAACUCUUUUCGACCCGUCUCAACAUCCCAAAGUUAAUCCGCGCUUGUGAUGAGCAACAACACUGGAAAGAGCUUACUUACCUAUACAUUCAAUAUGACGAGUUUGACAAUGCUGCGACAACUGUCAUGAAUCAUUCCCCGGAAGCUUGGGAUCAUAUGCAGUUUAAGGAUAUUGCAGUUAAAGUUGCAAAUGUCGAACUUUAUUACAAGGCGGUUCAUUUCUAUUUAGAAGAACAUCCCGACCUUAUUAAUGAUGUUCUUAAUGUUCUUGCUCUACGUGUUGACCAUACACGUGUUGUAGACAUCAUGCGCAAGGCGGGUCAACUUCCUUUAGUCAAACCAUAUAUGGUUGCAGUUCAGAGCAACAACGUAUCUGCUGUGAAUGAAGCUUUGAAUGAAAUAUACGUUGAGGAGGAAGAUUACGAUAGAUUGCGUGAAUCUAUUGAUUUGCACGAUAACUUUGACCAGAUUGGUCUUGCACAGAAGAUUGAGAAACACGAGCUUCUUGAGAUGAGGCGUGUAGCUGCAUAUAUUUACAAAAAAGCCGGUAGAUGGAAGCAGUCUAUUGCACUGUCCAAAAAAGACAAGGUUUACAAAGAUGCAAUGGAGACCGCUUCGCAAUCUGGGGACCGUGAGCUGGCUGAAGAGUUGCUUGUUUAUUUCAUUGAGCAGGGAAAGAAGGAAUGCUUUGCUUCCUGUCUAUUUGUGUGUUAUGAUCUCAUCCGCCCAGAUGUUGCUCUCGAGCUAGCCUGGUUAAACAACAUGAUUGAUUUUGCUUUCCCAUAUCUGCUUCAGUUUAUCCGGGAAUACACCGGCAAGGUUGAUGAGCUGAUCAAAGACAAGAUCGAAGCAAUUAAGGAAAGUAAGGCCAAAGAGAACGAGGAGCAGGAUAUUGUUAAACAACAGAAUAUGUAUGCUCAGCUACUACCUCUUGCACUACCUGCUCCACCGGGUAUGGGUGGAGGAUUUGCUCCACCACCACCCAUGGGUGGAAUGGGGAUGCCGCCAAUGCCGCCGUUUGGAAUGCCGCCAAUGGGUUCUUAUUGAUUGAUGCGUUGACUUAGUGAAUGGUGGUGGUUAUGCGGGUUACUUUUUGAAGAUUGAAUUUGUUAUAGUGUUGAGUCUAAUGGUGUUUUUCUUCUAGUGUGGAUAUGCUCUCAUUGUAAUAUUCUUUCGGAUAGACGGAGGCAUUUUUUUGCAGCUUGUAGGCAGCAAAACGAGUAUAAUGUUAAAUUGUGUCAUGUGUAUGAAAACAUGGGUCAGAGUCGAUAGGACGGAUAUGCUACUUUUCAAUACUUUUUCCAACAAGUAUCUGGACAAUGUUAAGUUUGCUUUUCUUGAUUAAUGGUCAUGGGUCUCAUAA
Helianthus annuus (common sunflower) is the source of this 5628-nucleotide messenger RNA. RefSeq names its product clathrin heavy chain 1. The record is from RefSeq and is a predicted model, not a curated record. The coding region runs from base 216 to 5312 and encodes 1698 amino acids. Gene Ontology annotation, biological process: intracellular protein transport; receptor-mediated endocytosis. NCBI's taxonomy places the organism in Eukaryota, Viridiplantae, Streptophyta, Magnoliopsida, Asterales, Asteraceae. Gene Ontology annotation, cellular component: clathrin complex; clathrin coat of coated pit; plasmodesma. The transcript is spliced from 30 exons. Gene Ontology annotation, molecular function: structural molecule activity; clathrin light chain binding.